This is a messenger RNA of Peromyscus eremicus (cactus mouse), 1815 nucleotides long. RefSeq names its product B cell linker (gene Blnk). Bases 425 to 1735 code for a protein of 436 amino acids. The transcript has 18 exons. Gene Ontology annotation, cellular component: cytoplasm. The record is from RefSeq and is a predicted model, not a curated record. Lineage: Eukaryota; Metazoa; Chordata; Mammalia; Rodentia; Cricetidae. Gene Ontology annotation, biological process: intracellular signal transduction; cell surface receptor protein tyrosine kinase signaling pathway.
UAGAAACAUGAAACUUGACGAUGCGCUCCAGCGAGUUUUACUUCCCCUGUGCAGGGGUGUUUGCCAGCAGCCUGCGGUUACUCUCAGAAGUCAGCUCCAGUGGCAUGAGCCCCUGAGCCCAAAGCCUUACCAUGCUGCUCCCUAGGAAGGUCAGGAGCUACUGACAUCCCCCUGGACAGCGACCCACACCUCCUCUCAGGAGAAAUGGACAAGCUGAAUAAGAUAACUGUCCCUGCCAGCCAGAAGCUGAGGUCUGACAAAAUACACAUAACAUAAAGUUUGCCAUCUGAACCAUCUUUAUGUGUACAGUUCAGGAGCAUUGGAUGCAUUCAUAACCUUAUGCAACCACCAUCACCAUCCAUCCCCAGGACUCUUCAUUUUGCAAAACUGGAACCCUGUGCUCAUUACACAACAACUUCAAAAGAUGGUCCAUGAUAUCAAGAACAAUGAAGGUGGAAUAAUGGACAAAAUAAAAAAGCUAAAAGUCAAAGGACCUCCAAGUGUUCCUCGAAGGGACUAUGCAUUAGACAGCCCUGCAGACGAAGAGGAGCGGUGGUCAGAUGACUUUGACAGUGACUAUGAAAAUCCAGAUGAGCAUUCGGACUCCGAGAUGUACGUGAUGCCCGCGGAGGAGACGGGCGACGAUUCCUAUGAGCCGCCGCCCGCUGAGCAGCAGACAAGGGUGGUCCAUCCAGCCCUGCCCUUCACCAGGGGCGAGUACGUAGACAAUCGAUGCAGCCAGCGACACUCUCCGCCCUUCAGCAAGUCGCUCCCCAGUAAGCCUUCCUGGCCUUCAGCGAAAGCAAGGCUGGCCUCCACUCUGCCAGCUCCCACCUCUCUACAGAAGCCUCAGAUCCCCCCCAAGCCCAAAGACCUCCUCGAUGAUGAGGCUGAUUAUGUGGUCCCUGUGGAGGAUAAUGAUGAAAACUAUAUCCAUCCCAGAGAAAGCAGCCCACUGCCUACUGAGAAAGCUCCCAUGGUGAAUAGAUCAACCAAGCCAAAUAGCUCAAAGCCAAUGUCACCUUCAGGGAAUGUCAUAGGUCGAAACAGUGGGGUCUGGGACUCCAAGUCAUCUUUGCCUGCUGCACCGUCCCCACUGCCGCGAGCUGGGAAGAAAACAGCCACACCACUGAAGACAACUCCAGUUGCCUCUCUACAGAAUGCAUCAAAUGUUUGUGAAGAAAAGCCUGUCCCUGCUGAACGCCACCGAGGGUCUAGUCACAGACAAGACAGUGUACAGUCACCAGUGUUUCCUCCCGCCCAGAAACCUAUCCAUCAAAAGCCUGUUCCUCUGCCAAGGUUUCCAGAAGGGGGAAGCCCAGCUGUAGAUGGGCCACUACCUAGCUUUUCAUCUAAUUCCACUUUUGCAGACCAGGAGGCUGAACUUCAUGGUAAGCCCUGGUAUGCUGGCGCCUGUGACCGCAAAUCCGCUGAAGAGGCCCUGCACAGAUCCAACAAGGAUGGAUCAUUUCUUAUUCGGAAGAGCUCUGGCCAUGAUUCUAAGCAGCCAUAUACACUAGUUGCAUUCUUUAAUAAGCGAGUAUAUAAUAUCCCUGUACGGUUUAUUGAAGCAACCAAACAAUAUGCUUUGGGAAAGAAGAAAAAUGGUGAAGAGUACUUUGGAAGUGUUGUGGACAUCAUCAAGAACCACCAGCACAACCCCCUGGUUCUUAUUGACAGUCAUAAUAACACCAAGGAUUCCACGAGACUGAAAUAUGCUGUGAAGGUUUCCUAAAGAAACAGACAUCAGUACCACUGCUCCAGACAUUCCCCCAUUUCUCCUUUUGAGAAAUCUUCUGGAUAUGAAUGAAUCAG